Plectropomus leopardus (leopard coralgrouper) is the source of this 4151-nucleotide messenger RNA. RefSeq names its product HEAT repeat containing 6 (gene heatr6). The record is from RefSeq and is a predicted model, not a curated record. NCBI's taxonomy places the organism in Eukaryota, Metazoa, Chordata, Actinopteri, Perciformes, Serranidae.
UUUGGGUGUCAAGCUUGAAAUGACAAGCAAGAACCACCGAGCAAGCGAAACACUUCCGAGAUCACAAAUAUGGCGGCUCAGACCGGGUUGUCACCGGCCGCUAUGAGCCGCGGUGAUGUCCCCGUUUCCCCCCCGGUGGCUCUGUCCGCGGAGGCCGCUCCCUUCACCCCGCUCGGGGCGGACAGCUGGCGGCUCGGCUCAUCGUCGGACGCCGAGAAACAGUUUUCCCGCUGCGCCGCGAAGCUGCGAGCCCUGAGAGCAAACUCCGGCCAGCUGAGAGAGGAGCUCAACCUGCUGUUUGACCAGCUGCUGUCCGAAAACUACAACAAAACCUGCGAGUCCAGCAUCAGCAUCCGACCAGAGGAUGUGUGCGCUCUGCUGAAACAUGUCAGCUCUCUUGUGCCGCUGAGUCAAGAACAUUUAGUCAUCAAACUGUGCCAGCUGAUACAUCAUCUGCUCAACCAACUAAAGGUCAUAAUGGACGAGCAGACAUUGAAUGUAUUGGUGAACUACACCGCCAGUGCGCUGAAAGUGUGCAGUACGUGGACACACUCAGAUGUCCUCCUGGCACUCUCCACAAUAGUGUAUGGAAAUGGACCUCAGUGCCAGCAGCACCUUAGUGACUUGCUGGGUGAAGAUGGAGUCCUCCUGCUGUAUAGUUCUCCAUCUCAGCCAAAUAUGGAGUUACGCCGUGUUGCUCUCACCUGUAUGGCCAACAUCUGUCUCAGGAUCCCCGGUCAGCCACCUUUGGAUGAUCAGUACAGAAGUGUAUCUUUCAGAGUCUUCCUGAAAACACUGCAGUCACCCAAACCUCCAAACACUGAUGAGCUCUUCUAUUGCAUGGUGAUCCAGGCAGCACUAAAGGGACUUCAGUGUUGCCUCUCAGGUGGGAAGUGGAAAUUUGGUGCAGGAGAGGAGGUUGGGUCUGUGCUGGCUGCACUUAAGAGGCUCAUGUUCCAGGGAGCUCCAGGUGUGAGUGUCGAGUGGCCGGCUGUGCUUUACCCAGCUCCUCUUCCUCAGUAUGAGGGCGUCCCUGCAGCAAAACCAGCUGAACCACUAAAACCCUCUGAACCAAUGAAGGAUGCAGCUACACCAGGCAAAACCUCAGGGAAUAAAAAGAGGAAACCCAGAGGAAAGGGGAAGAAGACUAGCACUGAGGAGAGCAGAGGGGAUGAUGGAGAGGAAGAUGAUCGGGAGGCAAAUCAGAAAGGAGGGGGAAGAGAGGGAGGCAGAGGUGACGGAGAGUCUCUCUUGUCUAAACCCUCUGGUCCGUCUCUUUAUCCGUCCUGGAUAAGAGCCAGUUCUGACUCAGAGUUUUCAGACACAGAAGGCGGUGCACAGAGCAAACUAAGGCUUUACCAUGGUCGUGUGCGUCAGAGAGCGCUGCACUGUCUUCUAGCGGUGGUGAAAGCUGUCGAGAAAAGGACUCUGUAUGGGUACUGGUCCUCCUUCAUCCCUGACUCUCCUAUCGGGGGGCCGCCGCCUCUCACUCUCCUCACAAUUAUACUGAAGGACCCCUCCCCAAAGGUGCGUGCCAGUGCUCUUCAGGUGUUGUCAGCUAUGCUGGAUGGCUCUCGUCAGUUCCUGGCUGUGGCUGAAGACACAGCAUCUCCUCGUACGUCUUACACCCCUUUCUCCUUCACGCUGGCUACGGCCGUCAGAGAACUGCACCGUGCUCUCAGUCUGGCUCUGCUGGCUGAGACCUCCCCUCAGACGCUCACACAGGUCAUAAAGUGUCUGGCCUACCUGGUGGCGAAUGCUCCCUACCACCGUCUCAGACCUGGUCUGCUCAACUCCCUCUGGAAACAGAUGCGUCCCUAUGUGCGCCACAGAGAUGUCAAUGUCCGUGUGUCAGUCCUGACACUUUACGGGGCUCUGGUGACGACUCAGGCCCCUCUGCCCGAAGUGCAGCUCCUCCUCCGACAGCCAGAGAGUGGCAGCACCACCGGCUCAUUCACGCCACAGGACUCGUCUCUGAGCUGGAGACAAAGAGACGGAGUGUCCUCGCCCUCUUGCAUAACUUUCCUGCGGAGCUCAAGCACACACUCCCCUCAGACUUCUCACACGCCGGGUGAGGAGGAAAGCGCCCCGCCAUGGCUUCUGCAGCUGUGUGUGUCACUAGUGACUCAGCCCAGAGAGGACCAAUCAGACAGCGAAGGAGGAGGAGGCGCUGCUUUAGAGCCGUCCCCUGUCCGAUUAGAAGCACUACAGGUCAUGUCCCACCUGGUGCGUGGCUACUUCUCUUUAGCUAAAGUAUGUCUGUGUGAGAUUGGGCAGGUGAGCGCUCGCUGCCUUGGGGAGACAGACCCCUCCAUACAGCUGCACGGAGCAAAGCUACUAGAGGAGCUGGGGACAGGAAUAAUCCAGCAGUACAGAGCAGAGAACAACGUGCCCGAGAGCUCAAGGGUCCCCAUGGGCCAAGUGGUUCUGUUCUGGUCAGAAGUUUUGAGCGGUCCACUGAACGGAGCGCUGCAGAACGAACAACACCCCACGCUGCAGACGAGCGCAUGCGACACGCUCUCGUCCAUCCUGCCGCAGGCCUUCGCACAGCUGCCUGAUAAGACACAGCUGAUGUGCAUCACCGUCCUGCUGGGGCUGACCUACAGUGAGAACUAUCUGGUGAAGACCGCGGCCGUCAGGGCUUUGGGAGUCUACAUACUGUUCCCCUGUCUAAGAGAGGAUGUCAUGUUUGUGGCAGAUACAGCAAACACUAUCCUCGCUGCCCUCGAUGAUCGAUCUCCAAAUGUCCGAGCCAAGGCUGCCUGGUCCCUCGGCAACCUCACAGACACACUUAUUGUUAACAUGGAGAGCGUAGGUGUGGACUUCCAAGAAGAGUUAUCAGACAUGCUGGUGCUCAAGAUGUUGCAAGCGGCCACCCGAGCAUCGGCCGACAAAGAUAGGGUGAAGUCUAAUGCGGUGCGAGCGCUCGGAAAUCUGCUUCAUUUCCUGCGUCAGAGUCAGAUGACCCGGUCUGCGUUCCAGCGCCCGCUGGAGGAUGCAGUCCGUGCGCUGGUUAAAACCGUCCAAUCAGAGGCCACCAUGAAGGUCAGGUGGAAUGCCUGUUACGCUCUGGGAAAUGCUUUCAGAAACCCAGCCCUGCCGCUCGACUCGGCCUCUUGGUCUUGUGACGCCUUCUCCUCCCUCUGCCAUGUUGUCACAUCCUGUAAAAACUUCAAGGUGCGGAUCAAGUCUGCCGCUGCCCUGGCAGUUCCUGCCACCCGAGGCUGCUACGGGGACACAAAGCGGUUCAGCUGCGUGUGGCGUUCCCUGGCCACAGCGCUGGAGAACAGCGAAGACACAAACGACUUUUUAGAGUACCGUUACAGCACCAGCCUGCGACACACACUCUCACAAGCUCUCCUACACCUUCUCAGCGUCAGUGAGGCGCAGGACAUGCGCGCCCUCGGGGCGUCACUGGCAGGGGAGGAGGGGAAAGGCAUCAAAGAACAUUUGAUCAAAUAUCUCAGAGCGGAGGAAGGAGGGGCUGAGGGGGAGAAAGAUGCUGGGGGGGACAGUUUCACCCCUCAGCAGAGAGUCGGAGGUCUGCAGCAGACGCUGAUCAGACUGAAAGCGCUGAAGGCUGAAGGGGAGGAGCGGCGGGAGGAGGAGAGCGGUAAGGAGGUGGUAGUUCAAUUCCUAGAAGACUUGUUAAAGAUCUGUGAAGAGCAGUGAAGACUCCAGCUGCAGCGCUGGAUUCAGAAAACUCGCUGAGAUCCUGAAAUCGUCCCUCAGGUUGGACAGUUGGAGGAGAAACAUCAAACCACAAACUAACCUGCGACUGAAGGCAAAGAUCAUGUAACCAGCUCUGUCAUCAUUCGAUUUUAGGACAUCACAAAGAACCACGAGACUGUCUUAAAAACUGAAGGCCAUCUUUUUUUUUCCUAAAGUACAUUUCAAGAUAUUUUGAAGUUGUCAUCAGCUUUUAUACACUUUUUAUUACUCUAAUUGCACUUUCACUCAUCAAUAGAUGAACAUCUGAUAUACAAAAGCAUGUAGUGAAAUUUUAUUUUAAGAACAAAUUAAUAGACAUUGGAGUCAUGGCUGAGUGAUAAUUUAUUAUUUAUCAGCUUUCUGUGGAGUCAUAAUGUGACGAAUAUAUGAUGUUUUCUCAACAAAAACAAAAUUCUGUUGUCCAAGUUAAUUAUGAUAAA